AUGACAGUCUCCAGGAAAAAGACCGAAAAGGAUAAAGAACAGACAAAACAGGAUGUGGAGGUCUCCGUUAAGGGCAUCAAGCAACCCGAACUACCAGUGUUCGAGGGAGUCAUCGCCAAGUUCGAAGACUGGGAGGUGGUUUUUGACGCGUUCAUUGGAACCUCAAGGAUUGAUCCAAAGUUGAAGAUGCUCUACCUAAAGAACAGCCUCUCUGGCGAAGCGUUGAAGCUCGUAGAGGGCUACAAACCAUCUGAGAUGGGCUAUGCAAAGGCAAGAGAGGCCCUGACAGACAAGUACGGCGGAAAAACGAGACGGAUCCGACAUGGCCUCAAUGACAUUCGGCAGUUCUCCAACAUCGCCGAGGGAGACACCAGGCGCCUGGAGCAGUAUGCCGAUAAAGUCGAGCUGGCUCCGGAUGACCGCAAGUAUCACCGAGUACUGUGGAGAAAUAUGAAGGACGAGGAGCCCACCGUAUACGAGUCAAACAGAUGGCUGUUUGGAAACGCGGCCGCUCCAUUCGUCGCACAGUUCGUGCUAAAAGAAAACGCCAAGAAGCACGCCAGCGCGUUUCCGCUGGGUUCUGAGGUGCUACUGAAGCAUUUCUACAUGGAUGACGGCAUCCAGUCCUUCCGAACCGAACACGAGGCUGUAAAGGCGAGAGAGCAGGUCAGUACCAUUUUGGAAGAUGGUGGCAUGAAGAUCAAGAAAUGGAUGUCUAACAAUGCGAGUGUGCUGAAGGCCAUCCCCAUCGAAGACAGAGCAGUCAGCUCUCAGCACUUCUUCGAAGAUCAAGGCUCGGUACCAACCAAGACGCUUGGAGUAGUCUGGUCAGCAGAUGAAGAUCACCUGUCCAUAGACACGUCAAAGCGAGGAGGCCUCUGCGGAGAACUGACCAAAAGAGCGUGCCUCAGGGAAAUGGCAUCCGUCUUCGAUCCGCUCGGCCUGUUCGUGCCGCUCACCAUUCGAGCGAAGAUGCUGUUUCAGCAGACGUGGAACAGCGGAGUAGACUGGGAUGACGCCUUGCCAAGUGACCAGCAGCUGAAGUGGCGUGAGUGGUUUAAAGAUAUACUGCAGCUCAGCAGCCUUUCAGUGCCAAGAUGUAUUCAUCCUUUCCCAGACGCUACCCUCCAGGAGAUUCACGUCUUCUGUGACGCCUCGGAGAAGGCCUACGGCACUGCUAUUUACGUCGUCUCCGAAUGUGAAGGUAAACGAGCUUCUCAGCUCGCGCUGGCUCGCGCUCGGGUAGCGCCACGAGGGAAGAUCCAAACUAUUCCAAGACUGGAGCUCAUGGGCGCCCUGCUAGGAUUGAGGCUUGUGAAGACGCUGUGCACAGCAAUGAACAAGACACUAGAAGAGGUGCACUUUUGGUCCGAUUCGAUGGACGUGCUGUGCUGGAUUCGGAAUGAGGUUCGCCGUUUUCAGCCGUUUGUCGCCCACAGGAUAUCAGAGAUCUGUGAGGUGACGUCACCUGAACAGUGGCAGCACGUGUCGGGGACAGACAACCCGGCAGAUGCGCCUACCAGAGGCUUAAGUUUUAGUGAGCUGAAAGAGAGUCGGCUCUGGAUGGAAGGGCCCAAGUUUCUGCUAGAAGACAGUAACGAGUGGCCACCGAAGAAGAAUUUUCAAGCGGAGCAGUUCGACAAGUCUGAGUUCAAGAAGGACCAGAAAAGCACAUUCGCUGUGAGAGCUCCGUCAGGUCCCAGCUGCCGACUUCUCAACCCGGAGGACUUCUCAAGCUGGACAAGGCUUUUGAGAGUCACAGCCUGGGUGCGGAGAUUCGUGAAAGUUCUGCGGAGGGAAACUGCGAACAGAACUCAACUGGACAAGGAAUUGAAGCCAGAGGAGAUACUGGAAGCAGAGAAGUUCUGGGUGCGUCAGGCUCAAAAGGACUCGUUCCCAGAAGAAAGAGAGCAGCUCGAACGAGCGGCGACGACCGGCACAACGGCACGGAAAGCCUGCCGGCGAAGCAGUGUGAAACAGUUGAGUCCAUUUCUGGAUGAAGAUGGAGUCAUCCGAGUGGGUGGUCGACUGCAGCGAUCGGAUCUGAGCUUCGAGACGAAACAUCCGAUGCUGCUACCGAAGAACCACAUCAUCAGCAAGCUGGUGAUUCAGCAUCUUCAUGUGAAGGCUGAACAUGGCAUGGGCAUUGAGCACACUCUGGCUGACCUCAGAAUGCGAUUCUGGAUCCCUGCAGCGAGAGAGAUGAUAAAGUCCUGCUCCCGAAAGUGCGUCACAUGUCAGAAGCUCACAAACAAGCCCGAGGAACAAGAGAUGGCACCGCUGACGACGUCACAAGUACAGUCAGGUGGUCUGCGAGCCUUCGAGGUAUGUGCAGUGGACUACGCUGGCCCGUUCCGGACCAAGCAGGGACGAGGGAAGGUGCGACAGAAGCGCUACUUAUGCAUCUUCGUGUGCCUGCGAACAAAGGCGGUUCAUCUGGAGAUGGCGUACUCACUGGACACCGCCAGCUUCCUGCGCGCCCUGAUGCGAUUCAUGUCGCGCCGCGGCUGUCCAGCAGAGAUACGAUCAGACAAUGGGAGAAACUUCGUGAGGGCCGCGAAAGAACUGAAGAAGGAGGUCCAGGAGCUGGAUGCCGUCUCUUCCGAUCCCAACGAUCGGCCGCCGCUGACACCGGGAGACUUCAUCACGGGACCGUCGAGAGUCGAGAUGGCUCCCUCAGCAGGCAACGAGGGAUGCAGUCUGCGACAGCGCUGGCGACGCUUGCAGCAGCUCAACACAGAGUUUUGGCGUCGCUGGUUGCGUGAGUACCUGCCGACUCUGCAGAUAUCACCCGCCUAG
Amphibalanus amphitrite is the source of this 2799-nucleotide messenger RNA. RefSeq lists its product as uncharacterized. The transcript is spliced from 4 exons. The coding region runs from base 1 to 2799 and encodes 932 amino acids. Gene Ontology annotation, molecular function: nucleic acid binding. The record is from RefSeq and is a predicted model, not a curated record. Lineage: Eukaryota; Metazoa; Arthropoda; Thecostraca; Balanomorpha; Balanidae.